UCAAGGGCAGAAUUACAGAGGAGGGUCCAAGAUGAGGAAAGGUCAAGUACUGUAGGCUACAUUAGAAUAUAAUUAAAACGAUAGUGCCGCCCUCUGUGUAAUGCAUCACAUAAUAACGAUGGAAGCUGCUUUUCUGUAUAUAAGCCCAGAGAAAGAGUACUGUACCUUCUCUCAGCUUUCCCUCAGCACAUGAAUACCACCGUGUUUUGAUCAGUCUCAACAAGCUCCUUUAAAGGGGCAGCACCGGCUCACUUGUAAAGCAUCAUGGCGGACUCCAGCUUCAACAACAUGACAUCUCUUGCCCGGGCUUUGUCACAACCUACACUGGAUCUGAAUGAAAUGACCGAGGUUGAAGUUAUUCCUCCAAGAAAUAUUCAGCUGCAUCGAUGUCGAAGGAGAAAGUUAUCGAGCUGCAACUCGAUUGAGUCCGUGGAGCCGUUGACUUCACCUUCGGUUGUUGAGGCGCGAGUCCUUGUUAUCAACACCGGAGGAACUAUAGGGAUGACACUUCAUGAUAAUGUGCUUGCUCCAAAAGCCAAUGCUUUUUUUAAGAGCCUGCGCAAGUUGCCUAUCCUUCACGAUGAGUUGUAUGCCCAGCAGACCUGCCUGUAUCAGUGCUAUGGAUCAGAAAACAGCCUGGUCCUGCCGAAUCCAACGCCCCAUUCUGGCCACCUAUUUCACGGGCUGAGUAAAGACAAUAAGAGGAUAGUCUACACUAUUUUAGAGUACAACCCUUUGCUUGACUCCUCCAAUAUGACCACGGAUGACUGGGGUAUAAUUGGAAAGGACAUUGAGAAGAACUACGAAAACUAUGACGGUUUUGUGAUCCUCCAUGGCACAGACACUAUGGCGUACACAGCCUCUGCCCUGUCCUUCAUGUGCGAACAUUUGGGAAAACCAAUCAUUCUCACCGGGUCACAGGUGCCGAUCUAUGAGAUGAGGAAUGAUGGCAGAGACAACCUGCUGGGGGCGCUGCUCAUCGCUGGCCACUUUGUCAUUCCUGAGGUGUGCUUGUAUUUCUACAACAAACUCUACAGAGGGAAUCGUUCCACCAAGGUGGAUACUGGGAGUUUCAAUGCCUUCUCCUCUCCUAACUUGGCUCCUCUGGCCUCUGCUGAAGUGGACAUUACAAUCAACUGGGAUACAGUGUGGAGGGCAAACACCACAGCAAAGUUUCAAGUCAACACUGAGAUGAACAGGAACGUGGGCCUGCUCAGGCUGUUUCCAGGAAUCACUUCUGCUACUAUGAGGGCUUUCCUUCAGCCGCCCAUGGAGGGUGUGGUCCUGGAGACCUACGGCAGCGGAAAUGCCCCCGAUAACCAGCCUGACCUGUUGGUGGAGCUGAAGAAGGCCACUGACUCUGGUGUCAUCAUCAUCAACUGCACCCAGUGUCUGAGGGGAACCGUGUCUGCAUCUUACGCCACUGGCAAGGUGUUGAUGGAUGCAGGGCUGAUAGGUGGUGGUGACAUGACUCCAGAGGCUGCGCUGUCAAAGCUGUCUUACGUAUUGGCCAAGAAAGAUUUAAGUCUUGAUGCCAGAAAAAAGAUGAUGGCUCAGAACCUGCGAGGAGAGAUGAGUGCUGCUGACUUAGCAGGAGCCAAGCUUUGUCUGAGUGACAGCCGCUUCAUCCAGGUCAUCGCCAAGUCCCUGAGCAUCAGCUGCAAGGAGGAGCUGGAAGCCAUCCGUGAUGCCCUGACUCCCCCUCUGGCAUGUGCUGCGGCUAAGAUCGGAGACAUAGAGGCCUUGGAAGCCCUAAAGGAAAUGGGCAGUAACUUGUGUCUGGGUGACUAUGAUGGACGUACACCCCUACAUAUUGCCGCCUGUGAGGGCCACUUCAAACUGGUGCAGUACCUACUGGGUCAUGGAGCUACAGUCUAUGCUAAGGAUCGCUAUGGCGACACACCCCUAUGCAACGCUGUACGCUUCAGACACAGGGAGGUGGUGAAGCUGCUGAGAAAGACUGGAGCUCACUUCUCCAGAGACGAGUUGGAGGAAGCAGGAACAGAACUGUGCAGCCUGGCAGCCAGUGGUGACCUGGAGGGCCUGGAAAUCUGGAGCCUUGCUGGAGCGGAUCUAAAUAAACCAGGCUAUGACGGGCAGACAGCAAUUCUAGUGGCCCAGGCUGUUGGCAAAAAGGAAGUGGUGGCAUUUUUAGUUCAACUCAUGAGCCAAAAAGCCAAGACAGUAUUUGGUGAAUUUAAUGAGUAUAAUGAAUAUUAUGAUGAUGAUGAUGGUGAUGAUGAGAGCGGAGUGAUCGAGUUCACAGCUGCCCCGACCGGACUGUGAGCUAACGCUACCUCAACCAGCAGGAAUCUUCCUCUGUUUGCAUCUACUUCCUCCCAAGCCGUCUUCUACACACCGUCCUGUUGAAUUUCAGAGAGUUGCUCUCACUUUCAAUGCUUAGAUGUGCAUACUUUUUUAAAGCCAUCACUACUUUCAGUGUUUCCCUCCAAACUCAAAACUAGCACAACCUUAUGUAGCCACUGCUUUGAGUUAAAUGUGCCCCAAAAGGGCAGCACUAGAUGUAUGUAUGUAUGUAUGUAUGUAUGUAUGUAUGUAUGUAUGUAUAUUUUGGAUUGUUGCACAGUCGUACAUGUAAGAGUAAACCUAUUAUCAUCCUGAAUAUAAAUGCCCAAAUAGGGAUUAAGGGUGAAAAUCACCUGUUUUUAUCAUGAAGAGUUCUGAAACGGAUGGUGGCGGUUAAAUACUUUUUUUAUGUGUGCUAAAAGAACUCUGACUGCUGUAACACUACUUUAUAAAGUAUUGUUGUCUCUUGCUGUAGCAAUAUAUUCAUGCUAUCUGAAUUCACAGAUUUUAUUUUUAUGCUUAUUUUUAUAGUGAGAAGCUGAAAAACAUCAUGUAAACUAAUGAAAAUAAGGUUGUCUUUGUUCUAUCUGGGAUGUUUUUUAACUGUAGCACUUGUCACUGUCCUCUUCAUUUCCUGUUGCUCAAACAGGUACUACCAAAACCUGUACGUACCUUUCAGACUCAUCCAGCCUGUUUCUUGCACUGAUUACAAAGCUGGAUGAGUGGCAUAUCUCACUUGUAAAUGGGCAGGGGGAAUUCAAACUAUUGUGUGACCAAGACAAGGCUACCCACAGCUGUGUUCUCGUCUCUAUUUUAAAUUUCUUCUAUCACAAACAAAUGACUUACUGUGCUGUCAUUAUCUUUGUUGUGCAACGAGUAAACCGUUUCAAACAUU
Molecule: messenger RNA, 3202 nt
Organism: Cottoperca gobio
Lineage: Eukaryota; Metazoa; Chordata; Actinopteri; Perciformes; Bovichtidae
Gene: aspg
Product: asparaginase homolog (S. cerevisiae)
Exons: 18
Coding region: 265-2286 (673 amino acids)
Biological process (GO): amino acid metabolic process
Molecular function (GO): asparaginase activity; protein binding
Source: RefSeq, a predicted model, not a curated record